GAAAGGGUGGGGUGAGGGGAGGGAGAGAGAGAGUGACAGAGCAAGAGAGAGAGAGAAACAGAGCUGCCUAGAUGGAGCGGUAGACACCGACGGAGAGAGGGAUAAAGAGAGAGAGAGAUAGAUAGAUAGAUAGAGAGACGGAUAGAGAGAGAGAGGGGAUAGAUAGACAGAGAGCGCCGAGGCCCUGGUUCAUUUAUCAGUGAGCAGCAGACAGUGUGAGCGAUUGAACGAGUGAACGAACCGACACACUUGGAGGAGAGAGUGAGGGGCGAGGCUGCUGCUCUUGCUGCGGUGCACCGGUAACCAUGGCGCAGCCGUCUCCGUGUGCAUCACCGGGUGCUCGUCGCCGUAGCGACGGUUCGGUGAGAGAGUGUCUCUUUUUCCCCGUUUUGGAACGCAACGAACAGGAGAGACUGGAGGCCCUGGUGAGAAGAAGGGAGAGAGGAGGAGAGAGGGACAGACGGAUUGGGGAGGACAGGCCUAAACGCUGGACCUGGGGAGGACCACCCGGAGGGGAAGAGGGUAACCCUAAGACCCCACCCUCUCAUGCUAUUGGCUCAGCUCUGCCUCAUCAUCCAGCCUCUGCUGCCAGUCCCAACCAAUCCAGGAACGUGUGUGACUUCCUGACACCACCCACCCCGGACCAGCCAAUCACCAAACGCCUCUCCAACUCUUCAGCCUCCCUGCACUCACCAGAAAGAGCAUCCCCCAGCCCCCAGCGACCGGCCUACAAAGCUUCCCCCUCCAGGAAGACAAGCAAUGGACCCCCGGAGGACAAGACCCCCAAAACACCCACAACAGAGAGAGGCCCCGCCUCCUGUCUGACUGACUCUUCAAUGAGACGCCUCGAAUCUCCGACCACUCCCACCCGAAGCUCCUCCCCCAGAGCCCAGGGCAAAGGACUGGGCACGCCCAAAAGGGGUAAGUCGACUAAGAGUCGUGCCCAGUCCCCCUGCUCCCCGGGACAGUACCCUCCCUCCCCCCUCCGCCAGCGACCCUCGGUAACCGAGGGCAACCAUGAGGCCAGGGGUCAUGGAACCCUGGAGAGGAAGUCCUCCAAGCCGGACGCACCAGAGAAGAAGAUCCCCAAGUCCUGCAGCAGAGACCUGGCGGCAGAGUCUCCAGGUACGCCCACAGGCAGGAAUGUUGCUGGGACAACGGAUGCGGAGGAGGCGUCUAGACUGUUGGCUGAGAGGCGGCGUCUGGCCAGAGUACAGAAAGAACAGGAGGACAAACUACGACAGGAGGAGGAGAGGAUGAGAGCUGAGGAGGAGCUGAGGAGAGAGCAGGAGGCGCUGGAGCGGCAGGCGAAAGAUGCACAACGAGCUGAGGAGGAGAGAGAGAGACGGGAGGAGGAGAGAGAGAGACGGGAGGAGGAGAGGAAGAGCAGAGAAGAGGAGGAGAGAAGGACCAAGGAGAGACGCUGGAAAGACAUGCAGGAUCAGCUGGACCGAGAGAGAGAGGAGGCGUGUCUGCGUGCUCACAGGGAGGCGGAGAGGAAGAGGCAGGAGAGAGAACUGCUGCAGAUACAGGAGGAGCAGGAGAGACUGCAGAGGAAGAAGCGGAUUGAGGAGAUCAUGAAGAGGACGCGUAAGAGUGAAACGGACUCCUCAUCCUCAGGUGUGUGUGAUGUGAACGGGGGCCAGGCAGGGCUGGAUCAGGAUGAGUCCGCCCUCAUCACGCUGGGCCCCCUGGAAAGAAAGAGCUGUGGAGGGGACGAGCUGUCUGACGGGGUACAGUCUAUGGACGUCAGCCCAGUGUCCAGGGAUGACUUGGGUAGCGUUCAGGACUUCUCUCCCGUCAGCGAGGCGUUAAACAGCAUGAGUAACGCCCGAACCCUGGAGCACCUUCUGGACCUCACCGCCCUGCCAGACACACCCCCCUACCCCAGGCUGCAGCCGGGCAGUGCUGCAGCCCUGGGAGACCUCAACAAGAACCUGUUGAUACAGGGUUAUAACCCCGCCUCCUUAACUAUCUCCUCCUCCAGCUCCGCCCAGCUUCUCCACAGCCUCAGCCCUGGCAAACUGGACAUCUAGUAACCAGUAUAGUCCUGUAUAGGACUAUUGGCUGUUGGGUGCAAAGAGGAGCUAGGAGCAGCAGGGAGGUCUCUCCUCUCCUCCCUCCUCACCCCACUAGAGAGAGAGACCAGCUCCCUGCACCUCCACCCUCACCCCUCUUCAGGGGAGAGACGUUCCCCAUGCACCCCCGGACUCCACAGAGAACAACAACCGCUCAAUGUCUGGCUCCCCCCUUAUAUCUACAACUCAACACAUCUACAGCUGAAUUCUCCUAUGUAAACACACACUGACAUGUACACACAUGCACACACACUCAUGCACACAUACACACACACGGUUAAUACUCUCCCAGUAAAGUAAAGCUUUUUCUCUGUGCCCUGGCUGUAUGAUAUUGUGUAUAAAGGUGUGUCAGUGUUUGGAGGCUGAUGUAAUAUGGUUGUGUUAUCCUCCUGUAGCAUUAAUUAUGUGGUUAACACUGACCCUGUGACCCUGUAGCAUCUUCACUGGAGAACACCUCCUCCUGUUGCACAGCUGUAACUCUAGGUAGAAGUUGCAACUAACCACAGAUCUAGAAUCAGAUUAUUCUAACCCUCAAUAACCUUAACCAUUGGGCAGAUGAAAAUAUAAUCUGACCCUGUAUCAGUGGUUAGGGGCAGUGUCAGCCUACUUGUUGUAACGACUAUGUUAGGAGUUUCUUUCUGUCAGUGUUUCUAGUGGUGGUCGGUUAUGAUCAUCACAGCACCACUGACGCGCUGUACUACUGUUCUCCAGGAGUCUACUAUCGCUAUGUAGAACUCAGCUAGCCAGUCUAAAUGUUAGCAUCCUGCAACUGGAGAAACCUACUCAUCUACAGAUGUGGAUGAUAUAGUAUAGAAAGACAAAAGUCUGGCCUCAGUUGAUAUGCUUCAGUCCACCAAUGCUCCAUAGCUUUAGUGGUGCGUAAAAAAACGUGGAAGACUGGAGCAUUUCUUAAUAUAAUCUGUGCAAAAAUAAAAGAAAACUGAACAGUCUUGUAUAUUUUUUGCUAUUUGCAGGGUUGGGGGAUAUUGAAAAGAUGUGGCGUGUGUUUUUGGCUCACUGUGCUGUGCGUGCGCUAGCUGUGGUUUAGUUAGUGUCUGGUCGUGUAACACAGCUCUGAAAACACUCAUCCCUACUCUGUUCUGGAAAUACUGCUCUCUUUAUCUUGCCUCUACUUUGAACUGGACUGUCCUUGCUGCAACUCACAGACCUAGCAACUACCAGUCAACCUACAGCAGGGGUCUCCAACUUUGGAGCUACUGGGUGGUCCUGGAGCUAUUGGGGGUGCAGGAUUUCGUUCCAGCCCUAUAGUAACAAACCUGAGUCCACUAAUCAUGGUCCAGACUGAAGACGGUGAUUAGUUGAAUCAAGUGGGUUUGAGGCAGGGCUGGAACAAAAGCCUGCACAUCCAGGCCAGUAGCUCUCUAGCAUCUACAGUUGGAGAACCCUGUCCUACAGUAUCUCACCAGUCUGUGUAUUCACUCAAUCAGUCAACUCUGUAACAGACUCUGGUGUGCAACAGCUAUAAUCACUGUGACUGGGUCUUUACCUCAUGGAGAUCUAUCUCACUACAGAGGACGCUUCACAGUCUUCUGUCUACUACUGCUGUGAAUUCUACCAAUCAUACAUCCUUCCUGUACUGUAACUGUCUCGUACCGAUCUUUCUGUAACACCUGCCUAUGCUUUGCUCUCAGGGUGAGUGUAGCUCAGCAUGUGUGCUCCCUCCCCUCGCUGUUUUAAUCUCUGUUUCAGUUCCCCCUGAAGGGUACUGUCAGGUGUCAACCAUUCCUCAUGACCCAGCUAACCCUGUGAAGGGAUGGCCACUGAAUACUGUCUAUAAUGGCUGUAAAAAUGAUGCUGUAUCGCAAUUACUGGACUAGAGUAGGAAAAGGCCUGGAAUGUCUGAUUAUCUUUGUUGUCUUCAGUGCGCUGGACUCUUCAUUUAGUUGCCAUGUCUGUCCGUCCAGCAGCCAGUCCGUCCAUCUCUCUUCCUCUCUCUUUCUGUGCUCAUUCAUUAUCUAAUGCUUUCUUUGUAUCCUAAGGGUAAAUGGAGUAAACUUAAAACUUAAGGUCAGAAUGUUAUUCACUAAAAGUCACUUAACACUGUCACUGCAGCUUGGUGGAAAUAUAACUGUAGACGUGGUGCAUGGAUCUAACUGCUGAAAAACAACAAUAAAACGUCAUCAAGCCA
Coregonus clupeaformis (lake whitefish) is the source of this 4227-nucleotide messenger RNA. RefSeq names its product MAP7 domain-containing protein 2. Gene Ontology annotation, cellular component: microtubule cytoskeleton. Gene Ontology annotation, biological process: microtubule cytoskeleton organization. The transcript has 13 exons. The record is from RefSeq and is a predicted model, not a curated record. Lineage: Eukaryota; Metazoa; Chordata; Actinopteri; Salmoniformes; Salmonidae. Bases 306 to 2036 code for a protein of 576 amino acids.